AUGGUAGCCAUGGGCCCAGGCAGUGACAAAGAAGCCGUGACGAACGUCAAAGAAGCGCCAGUCAGUCCCAGCGAGAGCCUGGAACUGGACGCAGCAUGGACCUACCUCAACGAGCAUCGAAAUACCAGCGCCGCUGCCGAUCUGGAAACCGUUGACCUCUCCUCACUUCGGAGGAAAAUCGACUGGCACAUUGUCCCUCUUAUGUUCCUCUGCUACACCUUGCAGUUUCUCGACAAGUACGCCGCAGUAAUGGGUCUCCCUGCCGACCUACACCUCAAAGGCAACCAAUUCUCCAACAUAGCCACCUUCCUCUUCGUCGGCCUGUUGUGUUUCGAGGUCCCCAACGUCUACCUCCUCCAACGUCUGCCCUCCGCCAAAUGGCUCGGCGCCAACGUCACCCUCUGGGGCAUCGCCACCGCCUGCGGCGCCGCUGCGCACUCCUACCACACCAUUUUGGUGUCUCGCGUGUUCUUGGGCAUCUUCGAAGCUACCAUCGGUCCUUCCCUCAUGCUCAUUAGCAGCCAGUGGUACACCAAAUCGGAAGCUGCUCCUCGCUUCUCAUUUUGGUAUUUGGGCUUAGGCGUAGGGCAGAUUGUCGGCGGAUUGGUGUCAUUUGGGUUCCAGCAUAUUGUGCCCAGCGAGGGGAGACUGGCGGGGUGGAGGAUCAUGUUCGUUGUGUUGGGGGUGAUCACGGUUGUGGUUGGGUUGGCGGUAAUUCUGGUGUUGCCAGAUACCCCAAUGAAGGCGAAGUGGUUGAGCGAGAGGGAGAAGGUGGCGCUUUUGAGGCAUGUCAGUGUUAACCAGACGGGGAUCGAGAAUACGAAGAGGGGGUUUAGAUUGAAGGAAGUGGUGGAGGCGGUGAUGGAUAUGCAGGUUUGGUUAUUGUUGCUUUCGGUUGUGUUGCUUUCGGUGUCGAGCGGUGUGGUGACGACAUACUCGGCCACUCUUAUUCGUAAUCUCGGGUAUGCUCCGAAGAAGGCUGCGCUGAUGAAUACGCCCUCGGGAGCUGUCAGCAUCUUUUUUACGCUGUUCGUCGGCUAUGGCAUCCGCAAGCAGUCGCAUCGUUGGGCGUGGAUCAUUGCCUGCAUCAUUCCUGCCAUCCUAGGCGGCGCGCUAAUGUCCUUCCUCCCCACCACCAACCGCUCCGGCAUUCUCGCAGGCAUCUACCUCGUCAACGCUGUCGUUGCUCCCCUCCCCAUCUUCUACAACUGGACCGUAUCCAAUAUUGCCGGAACCACCAAGCGUGCUUUUGCCGCCGCCAUCAUCAGCGGGUCAUUUUCCUUGGGAAACAUUAUCGGUCCCCAGACUUUCAGAGCAAAGGAUGCGCCUGAGUAUAGACCUGCCAAGAUUGCAGUUAUGGCGACCCAGGCUGGGUGUGCGGUGACUACUUUUGGGCUGUUUUUGUGGUAUGUUUGGAGGAAUAAGACGAGGGAUGGGCAGAAAGAGGUGGAGAGUGGGGAAGUGGGUGAGUUUGGGGAGAAGGAGGCUUGGAGUGGGUUGACGGAUUGGGAGAAUAAGACGUUUCGGUCUGUGUACUGA
This is a messenger RNA of Neurospora tetraspora, 1539 nucleotides long. Its product is annotated as major facilitator superfamily domain-containing protein. The transcript has 4 exons. The coding region runs from base 1 to 1539 and encodes 512 amino acids. Lineage: Eukaryota; Fungi; Ascomycota; Sordariomycetes; Sordariales; Sordariaceae. The record is from RefSeq and is a predicted model, not a curated record. Gene Ontology annotation, molecular function: transmembrane transporter activity. Gene Ontology annotation, cellular component: membrane. Gene Ontology annotation, biological process: transmembrane transport.